AUUUAUGUCUUUCGCCAUCAUCAUCAGUCUCCUCUAAGCUGUGCCGUGAGUGAGCCUUCAUCGCGGCUGUUUCCCGCCAUCACCCCACCACACCUCAGCACAACACAUCAACGGCAGCUCAUAUCACACAAACACAGGCGGCAGGCGAGACAGACAGACAGACAAGGCACAUUACACCACGCCAAGGCAGCAGCAGCAACAGCAGCGGUCAGUCACCCUUCAUCCAUCCCUUCCUCCCUGCCUCAGAGAGUCAGUCAGUGGUGCGCCUUGUGGUAAGGCACUUUCCCUCCCAGCCCACAGCCCCCAGCCGCAUACAUGGCAUACACAGGCGCGCCCUCGUCCAUCAGCCCCACCUUCCGAUCCCCCCGCCCGACUCCACCCCGACCGCCAUUGCAGCGCGCACCGCCCCGAAGAUGGGGAGGCCGGGUGGGGGGUGGGGGCGGCUGCGGGAAGCCAAGGUUGGGCUGGAUGGUGGGAGUGGGCAGCAGCGGCGACAGCUCCCCUUUCUGCUCGAACGACAGCUUCUCGGCCUUGGGAGCCUCGCCAAGGAUGCCCUCCUCUGGCCGCAGCACCAUGUCUCGCUGCGGGUGCCGCAACGCCACGGCCGCCACCACGGCCAUGCCCGUGCACACCGCUGCCGUGCCUCCGGCCCGAGUGGUGGUGGUGGGUGUGACGACAGUCAUCCCGCUGCCGGCCGUGCGGAUGUCGUCCUGCCCAUGGCCAUUGGUGAGGAAGUUCAUGGCAGCGGUGGGUGGGCUCAGUGGCCCCGUGACGCCAUACAGGGGUGGGGAAGUGGCCUGCACGUCGAACGAGGGGUCGGACUGGGGGUGGGGCAGCGACGGACCCGCCGGCUGGGCGGCGGCCUCCUCUGGGGGCGCCUGCCAUGCCGCCCGGAUGAGCUGUUGCACGUCAGGCAGGAGCGACUCCUUCCGCUCCGCCCGCCCGCCAGCAAUCGGCGAGGGGACGUCAUCGGUCGGGGCGUCGGUCAGCAGUGUGUUGGGCGGGGCCAUGACGCCGCUGCUGUCUGCCGCCUGCUGCGGGGCGAGGUCUCCGUUGCUGCUGCACUUGGGGAUGGCGCCGCCGCCCUGGGCUGUCUUGUAGAAGCAGGGGCUGCUGCUGCUGCGGAUGGCGUUGCUGCUGUGUGGGUCGGCGGCGGCGGCGGCUUUGUACAGCGAUGCCAGCGAGCCGCUGUGGCUGUGGCUGUAGCAGAAACUACCCGUCUCGCUCGGACUGCCGUUGGACCACGUGCUCACCGUCGCAGCACUCGACCCACACAGCUGCUGCUGCUGCUGCGAUGAGGAGCAUGACCCCGCCGGCGGAUUGUCGGGUGCAGACGCCUCGUCAGCAGCGUCACCCGUUCCCCCCUCCCCACCCCUUCCCCCCGCCAGCGCCAGCAGCGCGUCGAUCGGGGGCUGAUACGGCGCCUGACGGACAGAGGGAGACGCCGUGUCCGUGGCCAGCAGGGCGCCCCCAGCAGCAGACGACGGCUCUCCAGUCGAUCCGGUCCCCACGAUUUUGUUGGCGGCCGCCUCGGAGGAUGGAACGUCUGCUGCGACGGGUGGUGGUGCUGUGGGGGCGAGCGACAGGGGCGAGGCCGGGGCUACAGACACCGGCUCCAGGAGCAUGUCGGCCGCACUGGAGACCUCCUGAAGGGUAAGGGAGGUCUUGAGCGACUCUCUUUCGAUGCCCUCAGGUGUGCUCGUCGUGCCGUCCCCCUCCCCCUCCUUCCUGGCCACUGUACUGGGGCAGUGCAGCCCCAGCAGCAGCGGCACGUCCAGCGGCAAGGCGUUCUCGAUGUGCGCCUUCAUGGGCGACUUCUGGAAACGCCGCACGAUCGACUCGCCCCCGUCGAUGCACGGCGCGGGCGGUGUCGACGGCAGCGACGCGUUGAGCCGCUCUGACCCCUCGUCGUCCUCCUCGUCUUCGACACUCUCGUCGUCCUUGAGGAGGUUGUCGACCAGCUGCUUGGAUGUGUCAUCGAGAUCCUUUAAAACGGGAUCCAGCGGGUCGAGGUCGGACUUCUUCCGACGCUGGGAGCGGGCCGUGGACUGCGACGCCACCCGACGAGACGCCGACAGACGCUCGCCGGGCGGGUCGGUCGGGGGGGCCGGCACGGGGACGGGAGGGGGGUGGGGAUCCGAUGCACGGCUGCGGGCCAGGGUCGCCAUCCAUGAUGGGCCAGACUCGUCCAACCUGUCGUCAACAUGCCACAUCACAUCACAUCACCAAUCCCUUUGCAUGCCAACUAAUUGCAAUCAAUCGUGCUUGUGUCACUGUCUCACUUACCCAAUCGGCUGGUCGCUGCUAGCCGAGAGGGGUCUCUGAGGGGCACCCCCAGCAGCAGCAGGCGGCGUCACCAAAAGGCCGGGCUCCUUCCCCUGAGCGCUAUACGGACUCUUCGGGGUCGGCAGCAGGCCAGGCGACCCUCCAGCGCCCACAUACGCAGCACUAUCGGCAGCAAACGAGUGGAAUGGCGACGACUGAGACGGCGGUGGUGUGGGCAGCAAGGGCGCCUGGCCAUUUGCCUGGGCCACGGCGAGCGGUGCGUGCAGCGGGCCGUUGAGAGGGCUCUGUAGGGGGGGCGUGAGCGCAGGUGGAGGGGGCUGGUUGCCGGCCGUCAGGAAGGGGACCGUGGGGCGGUGUUUGGAUGGUGGUGCCGAUGGAGCGGGCAGCAGUGCCAUGGGUGAGACGCAUGUGGCAGGGGGAGGGGGGGCGGUGGAGGCAUUGCUGACGCUCUUCUCGAGUGCGAGUGUCUGGUGCAGCGGGCGAGAGGGGGAGGAGGGGAGGGAGGGGGCGCCGCCGGUGGGCUGCACUGUGCCCAUGGCCGCUGCCAGUGACGGGAUGCCAGGCACCAUGCCGCCAGCUGCAGUGGCCAGGUCCGCGGCCGCGGGGGUCUCCUUGUCGGACACCCCUGUCUUGUGCUGUUUGUCCUUGUCUGACAGCUCCUUCUUUUGCGCGAGGGCCUUCUUCUCCAGCUCAGUGCGGCGGUAGGACCGCUGUCUCAGCUCAGACAGACCGUGGGCGUGACGGCAGUUGGGACCGGCCGGGCAGUGCCCUUGCUUCCAAUACUUGCACAGGUCGGUCUGCAAACCACACGCAACACGCACACAUACACCAUGGGUGGGUGACCCAAACAAACAAGUGUGCAGGUGUGACGGACGGUUCUCACCUUGAAGUAGUCGGGAGUGGCUCGCAGCUCGUGCUCACCUGCAUGCAUCAUCCGGGCGGACACAAACAAGUAUCAGACGUCUCUGUCUGUGCUGCGUGAGCUCCUCCCCUCCCCUCCCGACCCGACCCGACCCGGCCCACCGUGGGCGAAUGUGCAGUUGGCAUUUCUGCAGAAUCCCUUGAGGAACCGCUCGCACAUCUUGGUCUUCUGCAGAUUCACCGCCGGGUUGAGCUCCGCCUCUGAUAGACAGACAGAUCGAUGGAUGAACAGACAGACAGACAGACGGCCGCACACACAGCACAGGGGUGGAGCAUGGCAUGACGGACGCUUAGCUUAGUGAGUUUUGGGUCAGUGCAGUGGCUGGGCUGACCUCCGUGUGCAUAGCAGCACUGGGCACCGCGCUUGCAUCGACCCUUCUGGAAUGGGAUACACAACUUGGUCUGCACACAGACAGACAAACACACAAACAAACACACAAACAAACAAACACUCACACACACAAGCAAGCAAACAAAGAGCAGUGAGUGAUGCGACGAGUGAUGACUGACUGACUGACUGAGUGAGUGAGUGAGUGAGUGAGUGACAGAGUGACAUUGACGUCAGUACCUUCCAGAACUGAUCGAUCUGUUUGGCCUGGUGCGCGUCCUGCUGCUGCUGUUGCUGCUGGCUGUGUUGGGCAGGGGGAGUGCCAUUCUGCCCGCUGCCCGCUGCGGCCGUUGCUGCUGCUGCUGCUGCUGCUGCUGCUGUUUGUGCAGCAUUAUGCGCUGCGAUGGCUGCCAUGUGUUGUCUGCCGGCCAUGGGUCCCGCACACGCCCCAUUGGACGUACCCAUGUGCGGGCUGCCGCCAUUCGAGCUGCCCGCAUGAUACACUGAAUGACUCGAACUCGCCGGCGAUGAAUCAAACAAACCUGUUUGUUUCACACACACAAAGAGGGAGAAAGAGAGAGAGGCAACAAAUGACAUGAGGAUUUCAUUCCUUGUGUGUUUGUGUGUCAGUGAAGAGACGGGUGCGGGUGUGAGGAUUUGACCUGGCAGCCUGGGUAUGAUGUGCAGGUCCUGCAGGCGGUUGCUGUUCUCGGUCAGCAGGGCCGUCAU
Molecule: messenger RNA, 4264 nt
Organism: Vitrella brassicaformis
Lineage: Eukaryota; Vitrellaceae
Source: the annotation of a GenBank genome assembly